Messenger RNA from Arabis nemorensis, 186 nucleotides. The record is from the annotation of a GenBank genome assembly. Lineage: Eukaryota; Viridiplantae; Streptophyta; Magnoliopsida; Brassicales; Brassicaceae.
AUGCUUGAAGAUGAAAAGGCCCUUUUUAGAGCCGCAAGGCACAAGGCUCCCACUAGGGAAUCCGAAGCACGAUUUGAUUUACCACGCGUCUCUGGUGCACAAAGCACAAGGGACAACACUUUCGGACAGCAAAACCGUCCAAGGUUUGAAGCACUGUUGCAAGAUUUUACGAAUAACCUGAUGUAG